AUGGCCAGUACUGGUGAAGGAGGUACUGGUGAAGGAGGUACUGGUGAAGGAGGUACUGGUGAAGAAGGUACUGGUGAAGGAGGUACUGGUGAAGAAGGUACUGGUGAAGAAGGUACUGGUGAAGGAGGUACUGGUGAAGAAGGUACUGGUGAAGGAGGUACUGGUGAAGGAGGUACUGGUGAAGGAGGUACUGGUGAAGGAGGUACUGGUGAAGGAGGUACUGAUGAAGAAGGUACUGGUGAAGAAGGUACUGGUGAAGGAGGUACUGAUGAAGAAGGUACUGGUGAAGUAGGUACUGGUGAAGAAGGUACUGAUGAAGAAGGUACUGGUGAAGAAGGUACUGGUGAAGAAGGUACUGGUGAAGAAGGUACUGGUGAAGGAGGUACUGGUGAAGUAGGUACUGGUGAAGAAGGUACUGAUGACGAAGGUACUAGUGAAGGAGGUACUGGUGAAGUAGGUACUGGUGAAGGAAGUACUGGUGAAGGUGAAGACUGA
Molecule: messenger RNA, 495 nt
Organism: Homarus americanus (American lobster)
Lineage: Eukaryota; Metazoa; Arthropoda; Malacostraca; Decapoda; Nephropidae
Product: spore wall protein 2-like
Exons: 2
Coding region: 1-495 (164 amino acids)
Source: RefSeq, a predicted model, not a curated record